GGCCCCAGGAGGACGUGGGCGAGGGAUGAGCCUGGCGGGCCGCGUGUGCGCGCGGGUUGGGAGAGGCUGGAGUGUGCGGCUCCAGCACGUUGUGGAAAGAGUUUAAAGCACGCUGUUCCCAGUGUGGUGCUGUCUCUUGGGGUCUUACUGAAGAAGGCAAAUAUUACUGCACUUCUUGCCACAAUGUUACAGAAAGAUGUAAGGAAGUUACAACCACUGGAGCUAUUCCUAAUGCCAAGAUAAAAACCAUCAACAAGGGCCUGAAAAAUAAAAGAAAGCUUGAAAAAGGCUGGGAUUGGUAUGUAUGUGAAGGCUUUCAGUACAUACUUUAUCACCAAGCGGAAGCCCUAAUGACUUUUGGAGUCGGUCCAGAGUUAAAGAAUGAAGUUCUGCAUAAUCUUUGGAAGCGCUACCUUCAGAAGAGCAAGCAGGCAUAUUGUAAAAACCCAGUUUAUACCAGUGGAAGGAAAGCCAAGGUAUUGGAAGAUAAUCUGCAUCAUGCAGAUGGGACUAGUGAGCCUGAGCUGCUAAGUGAUACUAACUAUCCGGUUGAAAGUGGAGCAGAAUCUCCAUCCGAUACCCAAACUCCAAAGCACUUCCCCAUCAUCAAACCAUCACAGCCAGAAACAGCAUCUGUUUGUUCUGGAUCUCUUGAUGGAAUUGAGUACUCAGAGCGAAAGGAGAAAGGAAUUGUGAAGAUGACUGUGCCAAGAACGCUUGCUUUCUGCUGUCUGUCGUUAAUUUGGCAGAGAGAAACAGUUACUCUUUCAGAUCUUUUGAGAUUUGUUGAAGAGGGCCAUAUUCCUUAUAUAAAUGCUUUCCAGCAUUUUCCAGAAGAGAUGAAAAUAUAUGGGCGUGACAAAGGAAUCUUUGGCAUAGAGUCUUGGCCUAACUAUGAAGAGAUCUAUAAAAACAUGAUUGAAAUUGCCACGUUUUUAGAUUUGCCUCGUUUUCCAGACAUAACUGAAGACUGCUACCUUCAUCCCAACAUCUUGUGUAUGAAAUACUUAAUGGAAGUCAAUCUCCCUGAUGAAAUGCAUGGUUUAACCUGCCAAGUGGUAAAAAUGACUGGAAUAGGAGAAGUAGAUUUUCUGACAUUUGAUCCUAUAGCUAAAAUGAAAAGGACUGUUAAAUAUGACGUACAAGCUGUAGCUGUCAUUGUAGUAGUAUUGAAACUGCUCUUUUUAUUGGAUGACAAUUUAGAAUGGUCUUUGUCUGAUCUUGCUGAAAAGUAUAAUAAAGAAAAUAAAGAAGAAAAGCCCUGGUUUGAUUUCAGAAAGUGGUACCAAGUUGUGAAGAAAACUUUUGAUGAGAAAAAACGAAAAUGGGAGGAAGCAAGGGCAAAGUACAUGUGGAAAAGUGAAAAGCCACUCUACCACUCACACAUCGACAAAUCAGUAGCAUAUAAAAGAAGAGAAAUGGUGGUGAAUCUACAAAAACAAUUUAGUACACUGGUUGACUCAACACCAAUUGUUGAAAAAAAAGGCCCUUCAAGCUUUCAGUUCAACUGGACUGAAGAAGACACUGAUAGAACUUGUUUCCAUGGACAUAGCCUCCAGGGAGUCCUGAUAAAGAAAAAGAAAGGCCAGUCACUGAUAACCAAGAAUUCAUUAUAUUGGCUUAGUACCCAGAAAUUCUGUAAAAGUCAUUGUAGACAUGUGACAACCUAUGAAGAAUCAAAUUUUUCUCUGAGUUACCAGUUUAUACUAAAUAUCUUCUCCUUCUUGCUAAGAAUAAAGACCUCCUUUCUCCAUGAAGAAGUGAGCUUAAUUGAAAAGAAACUUUUUAAAAAAAAAUACAGAGAAGCAAAAAAGAAUUCUUCAAGAUCCAAGAAAGUGAGAAGAUACUGAAAAAAAAAGAAAUAGAAACUUUAUUGGAAAAAUAUUUUAAUAGUGAUAAUGAUGUCAAAUUAAACACUGCAGAGAAUUGUGGAAAAUAUAAUUUCACUACAGAUGUAUUUACAUGUGUGUCAAAUGUGCUUAUAGGAUAUACAUAUUGUGAAUCAGGUGAACUUUUUUUUAAAUGAUGAGUAUUCUUUG
Molecule: messenger RNA, 2039 nt
Organism: Castor canadensis (American beaver)
Lineage: Eukaryota; Metazoa; Chordata; Mammalia; Rodentia; Castoridae
Source: RefSeq, a predicted model, not a curated record